CGUCGAAGCUAGCUUUUUUUCACUCUGAGCUGCCAGUGAUUAGAGGACUUCUCUCCCCUUCCUUACCCAGACAAUCGAGAAGAAAGGGGCCUAUUUGGAGGAGACAAGCGGACCUGAGCCUUAUUGUUUUGAGCUUGUGAGUUGCCUGAAACCACCGGAGCCGACCCAACAGAACCAGCUUUGUGACCAUCAUCUGAUUUCCUCUCAUUAUUCCUGAGCUGUCUGCAAGUAGCAAGGAAGAAAAGUCAAGAUACCCAACAUGAACUCCAGACUAACCAGCAACCAGCAGAAAACCAUCUGCUCCCAGCUGGGAACUGUUAAACUCAAGCUGCUGUUUAAAGCUACUGUCUAUGGUUUCACUGGUCCGGCCUUCUUGCAGCGGUGUAGCAGCCACUCCCCCACCGUGUCUGUGGGCUACAACGCUUCUGGCUUUGUGUUUGGAGGAUUCACCCAACAACCUUUCACUCAGAGUGGACAGUUUGUGAAUGAUAACAAGGCCUUUCUGUUCACCUUCAGUGGAGAAAAACUAAUUAAAUAUCCAGUCACAAAUGCUGCACAAGCAGUGAAAAUGGUCAAUAACUGUGGUCCUCAUUUUGGAAAUGGAGCACUGAUUCUUCUCAAUGGAAACCAACCAGUGGUUCACACUAAUCCAGGACAACAUUACAACUUUAAUGCUGCAGAAAUGCAUGGAAAUGACCUUAAUCUGAUUGAGUGUGAGGUCUACCAGGUGGAGGAUGCUACACUAUUUGAGAAGCCAUGGAGAAUGAUGACCUGGCAACCACAGACUAAGAAGGAGCUGAUGGAGAGCAUUAAAACCUACAAACCCACAGUCAGUUCUGUGCCCCAGGCUCGGGUUCUGAUGAUCGGACCGGUCGGAGCUGGAAAGUCCAGCUUCUUUAACUCCAUCAACUCUGUAUUCAGAGGCCACGUCACCAACCAGGCCAUAUCUGGCUGUGCCUCCACCAGCCUCACCACACAGUUUCGAACCUACACUCUGAAGGCUGGACGAGAAGGCAAACCUCUGCCAAUCAUCUUGUGUGACACCAUGGGACUGGAAGAAGGAAAUGGGGCGGGGCUUAAUGUAGACGACAUCAGCAGCAUCCUCAAAGGUCACAUGCCUGACCGUCACCAGUUCAACUCAGCUGCUCCUCUGGAUUCAGAAGCCCAUGGCUAUCGCAAGUCUCCAGAGCUCAAAGACAAGAUCCACUGUGUGGUUUAUGUCCUUGAUGCCUGUAAGAUCUCCAUUUUACCCACAAAGAUGGAGGAGAAGCUGAAAGCUAUCCGCAACAAGGCCAACCUGCUGGGAAUCCCUCAGCUGAUUUUACUCACUAAAAUAGAUGAAGCCUGCCCCCUGGUGGAAGAGGAUUUGAUGAACAUUUAUAGGAGCAUCUACAUUAAGGAAACGAUGCAGAAAAUCUGCUCUCAGCUCGGUGUGCCGCUGUCCUGCGUUGCUCCGGUGAAGAACUACACCGAAGAGUGGGAGCUGGACUUGAACUGUGACAUCCUGCUGCUCAGCGCCGUCAACCAGAUGCUUCGCUUUGCUGAUAACUACUUUGAUGACAUCAGUGACAAACUGGGAAACCUUCAAACCAAAGAAUGAGUUUCAAGGGUAGAUCCAACUAAUAAACCACUGUUCUUUUCUAAUUGCUGAUGGGUUCCUAUUAUACAGUUUUUUUCAAGUUAUUACAAAGUUUACAUUAUAAAAUGGGCCAUUUAUUCACUUUUACAUUUUUAGUAAGUUUACAUAUUUUGUUGGAUUAUUCAGCCAGACCUGUUAUUACAUGUGUUACAAGUGUCUCAAAGACACGUUUGACUUUUCUGUCAUAUUUUUAACUUUCUAAUCAAUUCAUGUAUUUUUUUGAACAUAUUUGUUUAAAGUGGUUUACAUAUCACAGUGUAAUUGAGCACAACACAUAGACACAUUUAUCAGAGAGGAGGAAGAGGGUGAAGCAGUCUUGGAUCCUGGCAGGAAGUGGACCAUGGACUGUGACAUCACACGAGGGAGUGGGGUUGAUCAUAGUUGUCUUCUGUGGAUGUUUGUGUAGAGGUUUCCUCUUUUUGUGGUGUUUACAGUUACUAUAUAGCUUUCUCAUGGUUACUGGGCUUUUGGGAUGGUAUAAUAAACUAUUCUUCGGUGAAACUGA
Messenger RNA from Nothobranchius furzeri (turquoise killifish), 2144 nucleotides. RefSeq names its product interferon-induced protein 44-like. Gene Ontology annotation, molecular function: GTP binding. Gene Ontology annotation, biological process: immune response. The record is from RefSeq and is a predicted model, not a curated record. NCBI's taxonomy places the organism in Eukaryota, Metazoa, Chordata, Actinopteri, Cyprinodontiformes, Nothobranchiidae.